GAGAGAGAGAGAGAGAGAGAGAGAGAGAGAGAGAGAGAGAGGCACCAUCUGCCCUCCCCCUCCCUUUUCAUUUGCUCUACAGACCUCCAUACGGGUAUUUUACGUUGGCUGCUGACAAAAUUAUUUCUCCGAGGCUUGUGGAGAGCUUGGAAGACGUACUGACGUAUGCAGGCUGCACUGGCUUUCUCUGGCCACAGGAAGGCAACGAAGAGCCUUGUCAGCCACACAGGCAUGUGCAUGUAUGCAGUUACAUACAGGCAAGAGGAUAUAUGCUGGUUUAACACAGAGCAUUAUAUGAGUGAUCUUAAAGGCUCAGGCAUUCAGUUAUUUAUAGAACACUAUAGUCAUCUAUUAUCCACAGUGUUUAUCAAUAGUAAAUAUAUCAUAUAGAUUUCAUAUUUAUAUUUAUGGUCUUCAAGUACACUUACAAACCGCUGAAGGUGAUUGGGAGACUGUUUAAUGGGUAUACUCAAAUAUAUUUAAUAUUAUAUAUAUUAGAGUUGUAACAAUCAAGAUUAUCUUUCUUUGAAUCAUAUUUUUACGUCACUGUUCUGUAGACGCUUACUGAUGCCACCAUUGGUGAAAAUAGGUAUACUCCGUCCACCAAUGAAAUUCAGAGCUGUACAAAGAGAUCUACUCCCUCUCGCCGAGUAGCUUCAGCGUCGUAGCCAUUACAAUGUUCUGCACAGGAGAGGAGGGAUGCAUAUGCAGACACAAAGCAUGACUGUCUCUGUGGACGCAUCUACAUUGGAUCACAGACAUUUUACACUAAUCAGUUAAGAAGUUGGGAUUGGAGUGAGAAGAUAUGGGAUUUUUGGAACGAGGAAUAAUGUGGAACAAAUUGACUGCAUGGCAGGUGUUUUUGUGGUGGCAUCAUUUCUUUCUCUUGUGGACUACAAUAGACGGACAGACUCGCUACAGUAUCCCGGAGGAACUGAAACAGGGCUCUGUGGUAGAAAAUCUAGCCAGAGAUUUGGGGUUGGUUGUAUCUGAACUGCACCGACGUAAAUUGAGGAUAACCUCGGAAGCUGGUAAGCAGUAUUUUAGUGUGGACUUGGGGAAGGGAGAACUGGUGGUGAUUGAUAGGAUAGACAGGGAAGAUCUGUGUGGACAAAGACCGUCAUGUUUGUUGCCUUUGGAACUAGUCAUAGAUAACCCCCUUCAGCUGCAUAGAGUCGAAAUUGAAAUUCAGGAUACAAACGACAAUUCCCCUAGUUUUCUUACUAAAGAGAAAGUAUUGCAAAUUGCAGAACUGGUCAAUCCAGGCGCGCGGUUUCCUUUAGAAAGUGCACAGGAUCCCGAUGUGGGCUCUAAUUCUGUACGCGCUUAUUUUAUAAGCAAAAAUGAUCAUUUCAAAUUGACUGUUAAAACCCACAAGGAUGGCAGAAAAAUCCCUGAAUUGGUGCUCGAAAAACCUCUUGAUCGAGAAAAGCUGCCUGUGUACAAUCUUAUUCUCACUGCUGUCGAUGGUGGAGAUCCGGUGCGCUCAGGGACAUCUGAAAUUAAAGUUAUAGUUCUUGACAACAAUGAUAAUGCGCCACAAUUUGAAAAGCAGGUAUAUGAGGCUAAUGUCAGCGAAAAUGCAAGACCUGGAACUGAAAUAUUGCACGUCAAAGCCACAGAUGCAGACGAAGGACAAAAUGGAGAAAUCGAAUACUACUUCGCAGAGCAAACUACGGAUCUGAUUUUAUCAUUAUUUGACAUUGAACCUUCUACUGGAGCUAUUGUUGUCAAAGGAAGUUUAGACCAUGAAACGAACUCUUUACAUAGAUUUGACAUAACUGCUAAAGACAAAGGAAACCCUAAGAUGGAUGGGCAUUGUUGCGUCGAAAUUAAAAUAGUUGACAUUAACGAUAAUAUACCUGAAAUAAUUGUGACGUCUUUAACAACACCUGUUCCAGAAGACUCUGCAAUCGGAACAGUUAUUGCAUUGAUAAGUGCAAAAGACCCAGAUUCGGGUGACAAUGGUAAGAUUACGUUAAGCGUGUCUUCCAAAUCCCCCUUUAAGUUAAAUCCUUCAGUCUCUAACCAUUACUCAUUAGUGACAAAAGUGCCACUUGACCGUGAAAAAAACGGCAAGUAUAGUGUCAAGAUAAGUGCUACUGAUUCUGGGAAGCCCCCGUUAUCGAGUGAAAAAAUAAUACUUGUUGAAUUGUUAGAUGUAAAUGACAACCCACCAGUUUUCUCCCAGCGUUCUUAUGUAGUUUAUGUAAAAGAGAAUCAUGCUCCUGGGAAAAUUUUGUGCUCAGUGUCAGCAGCUGAUUCUGAUUCGGGUGACAACGCCAAGAUAUCCUACUCCAUCUUGGACUCUAAGGUGCAGGACGUUUCUGUCUCAUCUUAUGUUUACAUUAACUCAGAU
This is a messenger RNA of Anarrhichthys ocellatus (wolf-eel), 2359 nucleotides long. Its product is annotated as protocadherin gamma-C5-like. Gene Ontology annotation, biological process: homophilic cell-cell adhesion. Gene Ontology annotation, molecular function: calcium ion binding. Lineage: Eukaryota; Metazoa; Chordata; Actinopteri; Perciformes; Anarhichadidae. Gene Ontology annotation, cellular component: plasma membrane. The record is from RefSeq and is a predicted model, not a curated record. The annotation marks the transcript as partial. The transcript has a single exon.